CCCGUCAGUCUCCAGGAAGCCAAACUGCUGCUGAAGGAGGACGACGAGCUGAUCAAGGAGGUGUUUGACUACUGGAGCCGCAAAAGGAAAACAUGCAAGAGUGGCUCCCUCAUCCCAAGCGUCAAACAGGAGAAGAGGGAUGGCUCCAGCACCAGCGACCCUUACGUGGCCUUCCGCCGUCGAACAGAGAAAAUGCAAACCAGGAAGAAUCGAAAGAACGACGAGGCGUCGUAUGAGAAGAUGCUGAAGCUGCGCAGGGACUUGAGUCGAGCUGUUACCAUCUUAGAGAUGAUCAAAAAGAGGGAAAAGGUCAAGAGGGAACUGCUGCACCUCACUCUGGAAGUCGUAGAGAAGAGGAAUGUAAUGCCAGACUUUGGCAGUGAGGUGAUGGCAGAAGCCCUGGCCCAGCGGGCCCUGGUGAAGCCUGUUUACACCAUCCCCAUCAUUCCCCUGUCCAACAGUAACCAGUACCGACACCAGGACCACAUGGACAUGAAGGACUACAAGAAACCUGAAAAGGUGGAGGCAGUACGAACCAAAAGGAAAUAUGAAAAGAAACCCAAAAUCUCCCCCCUGUCAGCGCCUCAACAUUCAGGACCCUCUGUGUUCAAUCCUAAGGACCUCAACCAGUAUGAUUUUCCCAGCUCUGAUGAAGAGCCAUUCUCACAGAUCCAUUCAUGUUCCUCAGAGGCAGAAGAGGAGAAUGACCCAGAUGGCUGCUAUGCAUUCAGGAGAAAGGCUGGUUGUCAAUAUUACGCUCCUCGUCCAGACAAGAGUGGCAGCUGGCCGUGGGCGAGCCCGUCAGAGGGUGGGCUCGGAGACCCACACUACCGCUACUGCCCGACCUCAAUCAACACGCCGCCGUGCUGCAUAGGCCUGGCUCGACGUCGUCUGGGCAGGGGGGGCAGGAUCUUGUUGGACAGAGCGCACAUGGCUGAAGACCUGACCCAGAGCCUGGACUCUGACCCAGAACUGCACGCCUCACCACUUCUAAGCUCUUCGCUCCACAACGCCAGUACCUCAGAAAACAAUACCUCGGACUCUACCAGCGCCGCUAACUUUUCCUCAUCUUCAUCACCCCUGUCAUCUUCUACAGCAGUGGACCUCAGUCACAUUUUUUUGAACAUUAAAUCAUGCCGCUGGAGGCAUUUCAGACCGCGAACACUAUCCCAUCACUUUUUAGGUGAAGGGGACUUGUCUCGUAGAGGAUUUAGGGAUUUUAACCAGACUGUGUUGGGACUAACUCGGAUCCUGUCUGCUGGAACCAAUUCCCAGAACCGAGCGGGCCCUGCCACCACUCCUCUCAAUGUAAGCCAGGGUCAGAGCGCCAGGGUCGGAGCGCCAGGGUCAGGGCGCCAGGGUCGGAGCGCCAGGGUCGGAGCGCCAGGGUCGGAGCGCCAGGGUCAGGGCACCAGGGUCGGAGCGCCAGGGUCGGAGCGCCAGGGUCGGAGCGCCAGGGUCGGAGCGCCAGGGUCAGGGCGCCAGGGUCGGAGCGCCAGGGUCGGAGCGCCAGGGUCGGAGCGCCAGGGUCGGGGCACCAGGGUCGGGGCGCCAGGGUCGGAGCGCCAGGGUCGGAGCGCCAGGGUCGGAGCGCCAGGGUCGGAGCGCCAGGGUCGGAGCGCCAGGGUCGGGGCGCCAGGGUCAGGGCGUCAGGGUCCCCGCCUUCGGCCACUGCUCAUGGCAUCAUGUGCCUGA
Molecule: messenger RNA, 1695 nt
Organism: Nematolebias whitei (Rio pearlfish)
Lineage: Eukaryota; Metazoa; Chordata; Actinopteri; Cyprinodontiformes; Rivulidae
Product: enhancer of polycomb homolog 1
Biological process (GO): regulation of transcription by RNA polymerase II
Cellular component (GO): piccolo histone acetyltransferase complex
Source: RefSeq, a predicted model, not a curated record